Messenger RNA from Arachis stenosperma, 1014 nucleotides. RefSeq lists its product as uncharacterized. Lineage: Eukaryota; Viridiplantae; Streptophyta; Magnoliopsida; Fabales; Fabaceae. The transcript has 3 exons. Bases 1 to 1014 code for a protein of 337 amino acids. The record is from RefSeq and is a predicted model, not a curated record.
AUGGCUAAUCUUGCGAAUACCAUGGAGGCGAAUGCUUCUAUGACUCUGCAAGCUGUGCAGAGGCUGGGUCAACCGGCGGGAAACAAGAACGGUAAUGGAAAUGGGAACGAAAAUGGGGAAGGAAACGACAAUGACUUGGGCGGUGCUCCAAUGACUUUGGCUUCGUUUCUGAAGGUUCAUCUACCAACUUUCAAAGGUUCGACCAACUCAACUGAAGCGAACAAUUGGUUCCGAGCUAUGGAGCACGCACUACAGGCUCAACAUGUCCUGGCUAACCAAUACGUGGAGUUUUUGGCUUAUCAACUGUUAAGAGAGGCACAACAUUGGUGGCAAGGAGAGUGCCAGUUGAUGCGACUUUUGAAUGCAGAAAUCUCUUGGGAUGCAUUUCAAAUGGCGUUCUACAAGAAGUACUUUUCUGAAUCUACAAAGGAAGCGAAGGAGAUGGAACUUAUGCAGAUGAAGCAUGGUUCCUUAUCUGUGGCGGACUAUACUAGCCGAUUUGAGGAGCUCUAUAGGUACUCUAGGGUGUGUCAGGAUUUGGAUUUUCUCCGAUCUGGUGAACAAAUCGAGAGUUGUGAGGAAUAUGCACAGACGGUAGCCUCGUCAAGAGACACUCGUGGAGGAAACACUAAUAGGGAAUGUGACGAUUAUCUUGGACCGAGGGGACAAAACGUCAAGAGAAAUGGUAAAGGGAAGUGGUCAAAAGCUUACUCCUCUAAUAUUAAAUUUCAGGAGUGUGGGAACUACCAUCCGAAUAAGCCAUGCCGGUUGGGUAUGAAACUACGUUACAAGUAUAAUGCACCGGAACAUUUGGUUAGAGAUUGUCCACACCAAGGAACACAUGAGGCGGGUCGAUCACAACAACAAGGUAGAGGUUUUGAAAAAUAUUACAAAAUUAGUAUUUGGUUUAAGAAAAAUUUUCGGAUUCUUAAUGAUAAUUAUCAGAGUGAUGCGGCAGAAGGCGAGAGAGAACUUCAACACCGUAGGAUGAUGGUAAAUGAAAUGCUUUGGUAA